Molecule: messenger RNA, 738 nt
Organism: Baudoinia panamericana UAMH 10762
Lineage: Eukaryota; Fungi; Ascomycota; Dothideomycetes; Mycosphaerellales; Teratosphaeriaceae
Exons: 1
Source: RefSeq, a predicted model, not a curated record
GCCCAGCCCAAUAGCACCGAGAUUAGCAAGGCCAUCGUCAUGGGCAGGUUGAACACGGAAGACACGGAUUGGGUGUCCAAGGAACUCUCUGACUGGCAAAGCGCAAUUUAUGUCGUCAACCUGCCUGAUAACGCAAGCUCGCCGACAGGCCGGAGAACGAAGAUCAACAAGGCAAGAGAAGCCAUGCCCUAUUUGACGUACAUAAUCGACACCUACCCUGACUUUCCGGAUGUCAUGGCCUUCAUCCACGCCCAUCGCAAAGGCUACCCGACGGCGUGGCACACCGAUGCGAACAACCAUGACGCUGUGGACAUGCUUCGGAAACUGCGCCUCGGUGUUGUAAUGGAACGUGGCUAUGUCAAUCUGCGCUGCACCGAGAGCCCAGGGUGUCCGGUCGAGAUCCUACCUUGGCGCUCUCCUGCAGAUCCUGAAAAGCUACCUGAGCACAUCUUUCCGUUCGUUUACGCUGAGUUCUUCAACCGCACCUUUGCUCAGGCGAAGGACGAAGUUUCCGUCGUAGCGACGCCUUGCUGCGCACAAUUUGCUGUUAGCAAGGAGCAGAUUUUAAAGCAUACGAAGCACGAAUAUGAACGCUGGAGACGAUAUCUGGAAUUUACAUCGUACAGUGACGCCCACAUUGGCCGUGUAUUGGAGUAUAUGUGGCACAUAAUGUUUGGGCAAGAAGCUGUACAUUGUCCGAACGCCUGGCAAUGCUUCUGCGACGUAUAUGGGCAGUGU